AUGGAGAUCUACGGCAUGACUGGGGAGAAGUUAGGGACGAUCGGGCAAGUGGACAAAGGGAAGAAGGAUGCAAAUGCAGAUGUAGAUGCGGUCCAAGACGCCCACCUGCCGCAGUGGAAAAGAGACUUCCUGCAGAAACCGUCGAUAUCUACGCGGAGGGGCAUAGCCUGGGGCUACUCUCCUCCGUACGAAGACACAGACACCAUAGUCCUCACGUCGCCCAAGGCCGUCUUUGUCGACAUACGGUUCCCGCUGCGUCCGGCGCCAACGGAUCCGGUGGAACCAUUGAUUUCCGAUCCUGCCUUCUGGGCGUUCUCGGGCACGGCGAGCAGCACAUUCUAUGACCGGGAGGCGGAGACACAGACACAGACAGGAUAUCAGAAAGGUAGUGUUGACUUCUCGGCGGCUCCAGCUCCAUCCCUGUCUGUAGCCAUGCCGUAUACAGCACAUGCCGUGUUCCGGCAUGAGAUCGAUUCAAAGGGACCGGGGAUCAGCGAUGAAGGAGACAUGUUCCUGUUGCCCAAUGGCGACUGCGUCGAGGUCGGAAUGAUGCACAACCCGCGCACAAACCGGGUCGAGAUGUACAAGGAAUAUUGGACCGCACCACCGGCUGCACAGGACCAGGGCCAGGGCCAGGGCCAGGUUCCACGCACGCCAUGUGUAGUGGCGAAGACGCUAGAUCUGCCAGGUCGCGGAGCCGCAGCGGAGCAUGCUGGGAACGGAAAGGGAAAGGGGGGCGAAAUCGAAAGCGGAGCCCCAGUCGGCGCUGGCGUGGUCAUUCGCGUGGGGGACUAUUGUCAGGGCAUUGUGCAACGUGGUAAACAGACAGUGCUGGUUGAAAGGUGGCAGAAGACUCAGGUCCAGGGACAGAUCAGCAACAAUGGAGGGGCUAACGGUGGUGUGGGCAGAGACGGAGAUCGGGGUGAUGGCGUGGCAAUAGCAGCAGAAUGGACCAAAGACCGACGCAGCAAUACCUCGAACGAGGAUAUAUCCAUGCCCUGUCAAUGGCUUUGUGCAGACACCAGGACGCUCGGAGAUCAGAUCGUCAUACAUGGCGUUACUUGGUCGGUUGUGGAAGUGGUUGCCUGA
Molecule: messenger RNA, 1089 nt
Organism: Exophiala dermatitidis NIH/UT8656
Lineage: Eukaryota; Fungi; Ascomycota; Eurotiomycetes; Chaetothyriales; Herpotrichiellaceae
Exons: 2
Coding region: 1-1089 (362 amino acids)
Source: RefSeq, a predicted model, not a curated record